UUCCCCUCCGCCGACCAGCUAAGAAAAGGAAACUUGCUGGUCUCGAAAUCAAAUGGGUCCGUUGGUGCUCCAGCUAGUCAACAAUCUCAACAUCGCCGAGUUGGGAAAACUGCCAUUGUCUCACUCUUGGCCCGGCGGAUUCUCUAUUUCAUCCCCUCGCCGAAGCUGGAUUAAGUACUGUAUCUCUGGAAUAAUCGUCCCGGCAAGUCAACCGAAAUCAUGCCUUCCUUUCCUUGCUCUUGCUUCGGUUUUGCAGUCCUCGGCAGGAACCCCAGAGCUGCAUAGUCUGAGAGAGAGAGAGAGAGAGAGAGAAGACGAGAUGAUGCGCGUAUGCCGCUCAAAGCGCCUCUGCCUCUCCAUGGUUACCCGUCGAGAGUUCACUUCUGUCUCAGAAGAAUGCCCAUCGGCAGCUGCUGCUCGUCCUCCUCCGAUCAGGGUUUCGAUGACGGAACAUGCUGGAAGAGGUGUGUUUGCUACUCGAAGGAUCAACUCCGGGGACUUGAUCCACACCGCGCAACCUUUGGUCACUCAUCCGGCUCUUUCCCUAAUAGAUAAGGUUUGUUACCUAUGUCUGAAGCGAUUGAAGUUGGGCCCCAAACAGAAAGAGAUGCCUGAUGGUGAUACCCUUUUCUUUUCCAGUGAACAUAGGUUGCACCAACACAAUUUAAACAAUGGGCUGCAUGUUUCUUUCUGCAGUGAGAAAUGUUAUAAUUGUUCAAAGGGAUUCUUUGAUGUGGAGAAGAAAGCAGAUUGGUCAUCUUUCCAUGAUCAUUGCAGUAUGAAGGGGCUGAAAUAUCCAUUUUUAGUAAAACGGCUGUCUUGCAUGGUUCUCUCAGGGGCAGCACCAGCUGAUAGUCUUGACAUACUUCAGCCUGCUGUUUUACCAUCCAACUUGAUUUCAGAGUUGAAUGUGGAGUUCCAGUUGCUGAGAAGCAUUCUUGUAAGGUCGGGAGUAACUGAUGAACAGUUGUUCUUUCUUACUCGAGAAUGGUACAUCAAUGUGCUUUCUCGCAUUCGUAUCAACUCAUUCCGUGUCGAAUUGGUUGGAGGAAUUUCGGAGGAUCUCCUGGCAUCAGCGGUGGCCUCCAUUUCAGCAGAAGCAUCCGUAGGAAAUGCAGUUUAUAUGAUUCCAUCCUUCUAUAACCAUGAUUGUGAUCCAAAUGCACACAUAAUAUGGAUAGAUAGUUCACACGCAAGGAUGAAAGCCCUGAGCAACAUCGAACCAGGUGAAGAGAUACGGAUAUGUUACAUCGAUGCAAGCAUGGACCAUGAAGCUCGCCAGGUGCUGCUUUACAACGGGUUCGGUUUCAAGUGUAAAUGUCUUAGGUGUUUAUCAGGGGAUUAAGUGAUUGUAGGUUUGUUUUCCUAUGUCAUUUAUUCUUUAGAUCUUCUGCUGUUCUACUAAGACUAGUGCUGGGAGAACUGAAAGGUCACGCAUCUCUCUCUCUCUCUCUCUCUCUCUCUCUCUCUCUCUCUGCGUGUGUCACUGUGUGACAACACGGAUGUACGGUUACAGGUAGAAUCAGUUUGACAUUAAUUA
Molecule: messenger RNA, 1540 nt
Organism: Nymphaea colorata (pocket water lily)
Lineage: Eukaryota; Viridiplantae; Streptophyta; Magnoliopsida; Nymphaeales; Nymphaeaceae
Product: histone-lysine N-methyltransferase ATXR4
Exons: 8
Coding region: 53-1345 (430 amino acids)
Cellular component (GO): nucleus
Molecular function (GO): protein binding
Source: RefSeq, a predicted model, not a curated record